Messenger RNA from Ambispora gerdemannii, 687 nucleotides. NCBI's taxonomy places the organism in Eukaryota, Fungi, Glomeromycota, Glomeromycetes, Archaeosporales, Ambisporaceae. The record is from the annotation of a GenBank genome assembly.
AUGACUUUUAAAUUAUCUGCUCUUCCUAAUGAAAUUCUUUCGCAGGUGUUUAGUCUAUUAAACUCGCGUACACUAGAGCGUAGUCUUAUGCGUGUAAACCGUAAUUUCAGAAUUAUAGCUCAUGACAUUCUUUCACAACGCGUGACCAAAGCAUUUAAAGAGAAUGGUUAUUAUUUAGUUCUCGAAGUUUCAUGCAAUUCUCUAUUUGCAAACCAACUAAAUUUCCUCUACAUGGAAGAUUCGCCCCGAUGUCACUUCUCAUUUGCCUCAGAUCAUCCACCACAAUACAUAUUCUCGGUGCAAAAGUCAAAUUCGGCGUGGGUGAAUCUGAUCCGAAUGCAUCCAGUGAAAACGGACAGAAUCACAAAACUAUAUAAAGUGACAGAAGGUGAAAUCGAUCUUGAGAACAAUAAUGAUAAUUUUUCGUCAUCAAGAAUGAUGUUAUUUCAACAACAGAUAGGACAGCCCAUCGAGCUCCCGAUUGACAAUCAUGGCGGUUCGUUUGGUAAGAUUAUCGUAAAGUUUAUCGAGACGUUGAAGCCGGGUGAAUUUAAAGUUGAAUUGGAAGAAGUUAUUGUGAGUGUUGCUGAAAUAUUUAAUGCACUUGAAGAGGAAGAAGAGGAAUUGGAAUUAGGAGAAAUAGAGAGUUCAAAAAAUUUGGAUACGGAUUGGAGAAUUCAUAAUUAG